AUCCACCUCUAGCCCAAUUUGCAUAAAAAACUUUCAACCAGCCAAAAGCGCGCACGGCGUUCUCGAUUUUGCUGCAGUUGUUUGCGUUUUCAAAUUGUCGCCCUGUGAACUAAGCCGUUGCUGCAGAUGCAUAUUUCGCCCACAUUUCGCAGCAGUUGCAAAUCGUUAACACAGACCGACAAUAGCCACAACAACCGCUCGAAAAGCCUAUUUAACAGCGAAAUCAAGUGUUUUGUUUGUACGCCGCGCUGUUGGUCGUGAUUCGCAUAUUUUUACCGCUGCAAACACGAAACCGAAAGUAAUUCCUAAAGCCGCAGAAACUGUAAAUUAUGUAAAAGUAUUGGGCCAACAACAAGUCGUUUGUGCAAAGGUGUGUGUGUGUGAGCUUAUCAAGAGAGUUUAAUGGAGGCUGCGCCGGUAAUUCUCGGGCUUCUCCAUUUCUCCUCCCCCAAUCUGCAGCAAAAACAAAAUCUAAUAGCGGCAAACAACAAACGCAACUGUCGCAAAAUAAUGCUGACGACGGGAAACUACAGCCAUAAUGAAGAGAUAAACAAAUAGAUGCUCAAUAAUCGAAUUACACUGCUAGAAUUAGCGCGAUACGGACGAUGGUUUAAUUUAAACAGCAGCGGACUAGACCAACUUUGUCACUAGGCUUACAGGAAAAUUCGGAAAGCAUUCAGACUGGAGGCCUCACUCACCCUGAAGCGCAUCUUUGCCCGCAAAAUUGGCUACAAGGCGAAGUCGAAGUCAAUUUUAGCGGCCAUGCGCACGAAACAAAUGAUCCUGAUACUAAUCGGAGUGAUAAUCGCCACGAUCCUCUUCAUCGCAUUCGGCCCAGCCGGCGAGCCGAACGACUCGUUUAAGAACAUCGUCGUGCAGACGCACCAGCAGUUCAAAGAGUUUCAGGAGAACCUCCGUGUUGGCUUGGAACGCAAAAAGCUUGAAAUAGACCCCAAGUACUUGGUACUGCUGGGCUUCACCUCGUCGAAGGAUGCCUCACCCCAGGAGCAGCCGUUGGAGAAGCAGGAGGGGACGGCCAUCGGAGCCUCGGGCAAUCACCUGCCAAAGACGGAUUCGUCACCAGACGCAAAAGCUGAACUGGAGCUCAGCGAACUGCGAGGACUGCGGCGACCACAGGAUGCUGUCACCUUCGGUGGCCAGUCGGCUGAUCGGGAUGGCCAGCGGGGACAGCGCAAGCGGAUCACCACGCCGUACAACGGCACAAAGAGCAACUUCACCAUCGUCACGUACGUGCUGGAGGGACAGGCUGCGUCGGCCAUCCUGCUGGCCCAAAACAUUGCUGCGAAGCUGCCCAGCGAGUAUCUGCUCAUCUACGACCUGGGCGUCUCCGAGGAGCAGCUGCGCGACUUGGGGGCCUACUGCAACAACAGCCGGUGCUCGGUGAUCACCUAUGACCUGUCGGAGUUCCCGUCCUUCGUCAGCGAUCAGCGGACGCACGCCUACCGGCCCAUCGUAAUCAAGGACGGCCUGAUGCGCGCCCGGUCGGUCCUCUUCCUCGAGAACUGCAUGCGGGUGCGCGGUGGCUCCGCCCAACUGCACUAUCUGCAGAGCAGCGUGAUGAACCUGGGCGCGAAGACGGCGGGAGUCAGAUCCGCAGGGGUCCUUGGCUGGAACACUCCAACGGCGGUGUCCUCGCUGACGCAUCCCAAAAUGUUCGACUACUUCGAGUCGAAGUCCGACGAGUUCAACUUCCUGCGCAUGGUCGACCUGGAUGCGGUCUUCUUCUCGGACAGUCCACUGGUCACCGAGAAGAUCAUGCUGCCCUGGCUGAAGUGCUGUCUCACCCUCGAGUGCAUCGAUCCAAUCGGUGCCCAAUCGAACGGGUGCAAGUUCAACAAGAAGCCAUCGUACCGAUACUCCGGAUGCCACGGCUACGAUGCGUCUGCGUUUAACAUCGUCCUCGGACUCACCUCGCAAAUGGACAACUCGAAGUACUCGCUGCCCAGCGACAGCCCGCGCAACAUGUUCUACAAAGAGACGCUGGAGCAGGCGACCCGAAUACUAGAAAGCCGGCGGCGCAACAGCAGCGAAACUUCCGACCACCCGUUCACGGACGACUGAGCAAGGCUAUCUGGGAUGAAAAGUGGAAGGGAGCGUGGCCAAAGCAUUUGAUAAAACUUUUCUACCGACACACACACACAUACGCAGACACACUCAGGAGCCGGCGGAACAAAACAAGAUUAUUAGGAACUACGAACUAAACAAGAGACCUUAAUACAAAUUAGCUUCCGCGCAGGCGAUUCCCAGUUAAGCAGAGAUCAACAGACGAUUUGGUGUCCAAGACAAGACCAGAAAUGAAGAGAUCAGAGCACAGUAAUUUAGCGUAGCAAUAGGAUGUGCAGCUUAUCAAUAAUUAUAGAAACUCAGUCAAGCCCUAGUUACUUAUUUAAAAAAAUCGAAGUGAAUAUCUGUGUGACUGUUUCCAUCUUUUUGCCGAGAGAUCGAUAACUGUAAAUCCCCUGUUUAGUUAACUGCCCCAACUGUAAAUACAUAAGAACAUCAAAUGGCAUACAUUUUGUGAUUGUAUUUUAUAGUUACUCACGCAUAGACAAACGUAUACAGUAUAUAAAUAUUAAUAAAAUGUAACUAUCCUAGAACAAUAUGAGCCAAAAGAGUAAGUUAAUAAAAUUCUUAAUUACCAAUACCAAA
This is a messenger RNA of Drosophila ficusphila, 2670 nucleotides long. RefSeq lists its product as uncharacterized. Bases 763 to 2082 code for a protein of 439 amino acids. NCBI's taxonomy places the organism in Eukaryota, Metazoa, Arthropoda, Insecta, Diptera, Drosophilidae. The record is from RefSeq and is a predicted model, not a curated record. The transcript has 4 exons.